AUGCCUGAGGCUGCGAGUCACCGGAAGUACGAAGCGCCUCGGCACGGUUCGUCCACCUUUUUCGCCCUCGACCUUCGAGAUACGGGUUUUCGCUCCCUUGCCUACCUGCCCCGCAAGCGCGCUGCCAGACACCGUGGAAGGGUCAAGAGCUUCCCCAAGGAUGACCCCAAGAAGCCCGUCCACCUGACGGCCUCCAUGGGCUACAAGGCCGGUAUGACCACUGUUGUCCGUGACCUUGACCGUCCCGGUGCCAAGAUGCACAAGAAGGAGGUUGUCGAGGCUGCCACCGUCAUUGAGACUCCUCCUCUCAUCGCUGUCGGUGUUGUCGGUUACAUCGAGACUCCCCGUGGUCUCCGCUCUCUCGCCACCGUCUGGGCUGAGCACCUGAGCGACGAGGUCAAGCGUCGCUUCUACAAGAACUGGUACAAGAGCAAGAAGAAGGCUUUCACCAAGUACGCCAAGAAGCACUCCGAGGAGAACGGUGCCUCCAUCACCCGCGACCUCGAGCGCAUCAAGAAGUACUGCACUGUCGUCCGUGUCCUCGCCCACACCCAAAUCCGCAAGACUCCCCUCAAGCAGAAGAAGGCCCACCUUAUGGAGAUCCAGGUCAACGGUGGCUCCGUUGCCGACAAGGUUGACUUCGCCCGCAACCUCUUCGAGAAGCCCAUCGAGAUCGACUCCAUCUUCGAGCAGGACGAGAUGAUUGAUGUCAUUGCCGUCACCAAGGGUCACGGUUUCCAGGGUGUCACCAGCCGUUGGGGCACCAAGAAGCUUCCUCGCAAGACUCACAAGGGUCUCCGCAAGGUUGCCUGUAUCGGUGCCUGGCACCCUAGCCACGUCCAGUGGACCGUUGCCCGUGCCGGUCAGAUGGGUUACCACCACCGUACCUCUUGCAACCACAAGGUCUUCCGCAUUGGCAAGGGCUCCGACGAGGCCAACGCCUCCACCGAGUUCGAUGUCUCCAAGAAGCAGAUCACUCCUCUUGGUGGCUUCGUUCGCUACGGUGAGGUCAAGAACGACUUCGUCAUGGUCAAGGGUUCCAUCCCUGGUGUUAAGAAGCGUGUCAUGACCCUCCGCAAGACCCUCUACCCCCAGACCAGCCGAAGGGCCACCGAGAAGAUCGAUCUCAAGUGGAUCGACACUUCCUCCAAGUUCGGUCACGGUGCUUUCCAGACCCCCGAGGAGAAGCGCGCUUUCAUGGGUACCCUCAAGAAGGACCUCGUUACUUCUGCUUAA
Messenger RNA from Aspergillus mulundensis, 1236 nucleotides. It is a transcript of the gene rpL3, whose product is annotated as 60S ribosomal protein uL3. The transcript is spliced from 6 exons. The record is from RefSeq and is a predicted model, not a curated record. The coding region runs from base 1 to 1236 and encodes 411 amino acids. Gene Ontology annotation, biological process: translation; ribosomal large subunit assembly. Gene Ontology annotation, molecular function: structural constituent of ribosome; RNA binding. NCBI's taxonomy places the organism in Eukaryota, Fungi, Ascomycota, Eurotiomycetes, Eurotiales, Aspergillaceae. Gene Ontology annotation, cellular component: ribosome; cytosolic large ribosomal subunit.